GUCCAACUUGUCCUGUAACGCCACUUGUUGCUCGCACACGACUCCUCCACCUGUCGUCAUUGUUCAUAUUAACUUCACAGCGGUCAUAUAAACUCUUCUAGACAGCUAUAUAUCUUCGUGUCUCUCCUACCAUCACCUGCAACUCCUUCAACAGCCCUGCCAUGUUCGCCGCCUUGACGCCGCUGCUAAUCUUUGUUGCUUUUCUGCUCUUGCUCCUGGUCUCGCUUUCGGUCCCGGUCAUUAAGAGCAUCUAUCUAUUUCGCCUCACAGCAAAUAUCAACGCUUCACUCUUGGACUCUCGUGCUACCGGAAGUGCGCGAUUUGGCGUCUGGGGAUAUUGUCUCUCAGCCAUCGACGUCUCCAUCAUCGGCUUCAACCAUAAUUCUCCGGCCCAGUGUUCCAAGGCCAAGCUAGGCUACACCUUUGAUAACAAUGUCGAGAUGGUGCUCCGUGUCAAUGGACUUACCGAUGACGUUUCUCGUGCGAUAACUACCGCGCUUGUCUUGCAUCCUAUCGCCUGCGGAUUUACAUUCCUCGCUUUACUUACCUCGCUCUUCAUUAUCCGACGUCGUGGAGGAAACGUAUCCCGACUUGCUUACCUAGUCACCCUCGGAACUGGAUUACUUGCGGCCGUCCUGACCACAAUUGUCUUCCUUAUUGAUGUCAUCUUCGUCGCCAUCGUAAGACAUCGAGUUAACAACGAGUCCGACGAUUCCCUCAACUUUGACUGGGGCAACGCCGUCUGGAUGGCGCUUGGAGCGACCAUCGCGCUUUGGGGUGCUUUGGUCGGCGCUUGUGCCGGAAUCUUCAACUGUGGUCGACGACAGAAGGAUGUCAAUACAUACUGAGGCCGCUUUGUUCACGAGACUUUGACGACAGGAUGAUACCUUCCCGCUACGCUUUAGAUCUGCGUCGGACGACGACUUACCCUAUGCUUCUUUCACGAUACCUGGACAUCUGUAUUAUACCUCCGCACUUUGGCCGACUCUGUAUUAUUCCCUCGUACAUUUGAUGGCAUGUCAUGAUGACACGCCCAUGUCAAACAUCCUUUGAGCUUCUUUUGAUGUUCUCCCGAUCGGGUUUAUCGUCGGAUUGUUGCGGACUGUUGACUGCUUGGAACACUCUAGAUGUCUCACCAUUUAUCUUGCUUAUAGAUGUGAAGACAAGCCUGUCAAGGCAUCGAAGAGCGCGUACCUUGAAUCGCGCGCAUAUGUACCUGUUGACUUCUGGCUACUAGGUCACCCGUUUGGGAUGUAUGGGGUCCCGUAGGGAGCAUACAGUCGGCUCUGUUGCAAACGCCAUUCAGUUGUAUCAUCUUGUAUGUCACUUUGGGCCCUCUGGAUUCAGUAGGCUUGUACUCGUGACAAACUCUAACAAAGCAUGAUCUUGUAAUGCC
This is a messenger RNA of Somion occarium, 1396 nucleotides long. NCBI's taxonomy places the organism in Eukaryota, Fungi, Basidiomycota, Agaricomycetes, Polyporales, Cerrenaceae. The record is from the annotation of a GenBank genome assembly.